This is a messenger RNA of Ectocarpus sp. CCAP 1310/34, 2947 nucleotides long. Lineage: Eukaryota; Phaeophyceae; Ectocarpales; Ectocarpaceae. The record is from the annotation of a GenBank genome assembly.
GUAGACGUGACAGUCGUAGCUUUGCUCGGCACUCGCACCACCUUGGACGACCAGUACCAACUCGUGGCAACUACACGGCAAAGGAGCACAGGCGCACACGUAGCCGUUUUUCUGCACGAUCUGCCUCCAAGCCUUUGCUGCGGAAAUAGAUCAGACGGCUGCUAUUACUGCUGCUCUGUCUGUGUUGCACAGUGAGGGUGCCCAUCCAGGGUGUUGGUUAUCAUGGAGCGGGGGCAGUCACUGAAGCGGAGACGAGGCUGGCUCUUGGCGGGGUGCUCCCUGCUAGCCGCCCCGGUACAAGCAGCAGCGUGGCCCUCAUGGGGCACGCUAUGGCCGUCGUUGCCACUGUCGCCGCAGAGCUCGCGUAACCAAGCCGCCGAACCGUCCCGCCAAAACCAUCACGGCACUACUCAUCCUGCAGCAGCAGCAGCAGCGGCAGAGAAACCGCCUUCGCUACGCGGCGGGCGCAGGUCUCCCUCACGGCAACUCAGAGCCGGCAAGGUCAAGAAGCACCGCACCAUCCCCUUACCCUCGCGGGUUUUGGAGGUGGCCAUCGCCGUUCAGGGACGACACGGCGACUGGAACGCGUGCUCCGCCGAGACUUGCACGCAGACCAGGCUUGUCUUCUGCGAGACGCUGGACUCGAGGAUCGUGGUGUCGAACGACCUGUGCGGGGAUGAGCUCCCCGCCGCCGAGCGGGAGUGCACGGGUGCAGACAUCGACGAGGUGUGCGGCGGCAGAGAUAGUAGCGCUAGAGGGGGACCGACGCAGCAGCAAACGAGCGGCGGCAAAAAUAACAGUGCGGACAGCACCACCCUUGCGGAAAAUGCGGGCGGAAGCAACGGGCAGAAGACGGGUGAUACGCACAGCCCGGUCGUCUCCAACAGCCAGAAGGGGAAGGAGGUGCCUUCGGCGAUACCGCGGGGGGGGGAAACAACGGCCAGCUCCAAGACGGGAGAGGAGGGGGGAGAGGAGGAGGAGGAGGCCGGUGGCCCGGCGUUGAAGGGGAGUGCGUCGCGGGAUGACGCUGCAGACAGGUCGUCUCGGCCACAGGACGAAAUUCCCGCAGCAGCAUCAACCAACGAGUCCGCUCACAUACUGGCGGCGAAACAGCAGUCUGCCAUGUCUCGGAUGGGCGGGCCAGGGAGGAACCGUGCCCAGUACCGGUUCUGGCUGGUGAUGGCCAUCGGAGCCGGAGCCGUGGGGUCGUUCUUGGCCGUUGUGGUCUUCGCCGUGGGGCAGUACCGCAAGGAGCGGCACCGUCUCCGAGGUAUAAUGCCCCUCAACGAGUUCCCCCAGGACAACUACAUCAACCCGUUCGCUAAGCAGCUGUCUUCCGACCUAUCAGACGACGAUCGAUCGGCCUUCAAGCUGUAAAGACUUGGUUGCUGCUUGAUCUUCCGAAGUCCGUUAGCAGCUCGUCCUUGGUCGGACGAAAUUUUGUUCCCGUGUAGCUGGCGAAACACCGGCGGUGUGGGUUUUGCGAGGGUGGUUCUGAGGUUUCGCCUUUAGUUGUUCUGUUCCCAGUCUUUGGCUUGUCUUGUCUUUUGGCUAGUAUCGGGGGUUGCGAUCUUCGCCGGUGGAUGUUGUCCACCAGUUAUGGUGACGACAGCGUUUUUUUUCAAUUUUUGUUGUUGUUUGUUGGUCUUGUGUGUGCGUUCUCUAGCUUGACUGUCCUCGACUGUACGACUGUUUAUCCCGUCUGCUGUUCGUGCCGCUGUUUAGUCGGCUGCGCUUGGCCUCCCACAUGUGCUUGGGGGGGACUCCGUGUGGCAGUAUAGUACAACGUCGGCUGCGCUCUCCGCACAUCCCAAGAUUGUGAUUCGUGUCUCGUGCUAUGGUGUUGUUUUUGUGAUGCUUGAAAGGCGUAGGUCGUAGAACAAUAGCCUUAUCUUCGAAUACUCUUUGAGAUUUUCCCUCGUGCGCGCGCAUCGCAAGGAGGCGUGUGUGGGGUGAACCGAAUCUUUUCACUUCGUAUUUUUUCGAGCAAUGCCUACAGUGCCAACACCUUCCCCGGCGAACGCCGCUGUCGCUGUGGUAGCACGGGCACCUUCAGAGCCUUCAGGAGGUUUGGGACAGGUGGAUAACGCUAGCGGCUGAGCUCGGCCUCUCCAGGGACGUUGAUGGCGCGGGGGGGUUCUGUAACACCCUGCUUGGUAUAUGUCACAAUUCGUUGGAAGGGGGGGGGCGCCGUGGCGUGGCAUCGCGGCGUAGACGAUAAGGAUGGAGGUAUUCAAGGAGGCCGCUUUUUUGUCGGCGAGUACCCGAAAUAUUUUUUUCGUGUGUUGUUUUAUUCUGUGCGUGGAUGUGAUCUGGUACCUGAGUAUGAUAUGAUGGCCCUUGCCGUUGGUGUGCUACGUGCAUGACUCUGCCACCGUUUCGCAGUCAAUUCGUCCAUUUUUGGCUUUUGUACCAACGAUCUAGUUGUCCGCGAAAAUCGGCCUUGAUAUUGAUGCUUGCCCUUCUAGGUGGACAGCUGCUGUCGACCGCAGCGUUACAUACAACCUUCUGUGUCUUGAAACCCGGCGUUGGUUACCGGGCUGCAAGACGGCAGAUAAAAGGGUUUGCUCUUCGCAGGAUAGGUUGGUGCAUGUGGUGGUUUCGUCCACCGUUGGUUGUCGAGAUUCGACGGAUUCAUCCCUCCGCACGGAUGGGAACAUCUGCUUGCCAUCCUCUCGCUUGGAAAACGGUCGAGAAUGUGAAUUUGAAGGUGAUAUGGAUAAACAUGAAUGUCAUAGAUUGUAGUCCUCGAUGUUCACGUCCAAAAGCAGUCAACCGCGGGUGGGCUACGGUACAGUCCUUGAUUCCCACAUGGGCUCCUGGGUGGACUAACGUUCCCGUAGCCUGCUUCGCUGUGGGAGGGGGGGGGCUUCGCGGCUUGUGGGCGUCCCGUCGCGGUUAUUUGAGAUAACAGUCGGGCAACAACCGCGGAAGUAUGCACCGAAUG